AUGGCUCCACUUCCAAGAAGACGCACAUCGUCGUCUCGCUCGAUGGCGCCACUGCGGAACUCACGAAAUGGUAACGCAACCCCGAGCGACGGGCCUCCGCAGAAGAAGCGCAAAUAUAUCCCUGGUGGACCUGGGGGCGGUGGCAGAUUUGUGGAAAUCGAUGUUGUUCCUGAAAGAAAACCACCCGCUCCUGUUCAAGAACCUAUCGCCCCAGUUCAGAACCAUUCUUCCCCGCGUCCUCGACGAGAGACAUUACCUGCUAUCAUUAGCACCCCGCUUCCUAUUGCCACACCGCCAUCUACUCGCCCUCGAAGGGAACGCACCCAAAGCCGAGGCCGUUACAGUUCCGCUACGGCUGCUGCUUUGGCACUCCAACAAGGCGAUGGGUAUAAGCCUCGCGAAGAACGCGGUUGGGAAGAGUUUCACCCCGAUCUAGAUAUCGAAGCCAAGUUUGCAGUUUUUAGCGCUGAAGAAGUAGACGGCGCCAACAAACCACAGCAAUCUGCUUCAAAUUCUCUUUUAACAAACGGUUCACCCUUGACUCCCGACGGCUACAAUGUCCCUGCUAUCGCGGCGCCUACGAUUCCUCAAACACCUCCCAAACGAAGGCCAGGUCGUCCUCCACGGCGUCCAGAUGCAAUGCUUAGUGCAAUCAUUACUCCAGAACAACCAAAAAUUGUUCCACCUCCUGGACCAAACCCUCGCGAGCGGCUUACGCUGCCCAAGCCGAAUUUCCACCUUCGAGAUCCCUUCGUUCCUUUUGAGCAAAAAGGCGUUAGUCAGCAAAAUUACGUUGAUCGGACAAUGGCUAGCGUUGGCUAUCAAGAGAGUGAUUUGUUUGUGCGCCAUGAUCGUCGACUUUUCCGUAUGGCCGAAGGCGCCAUUGAAGAAGAUCUAGAUCUAGACCCGCCUGUCACAGAUGGUGAUACUAAUGCGGCCAUUGGUUCACUGGGUGUUGGCAGGGUAGAAUAUGAUAUGGAUGAGCAAGAUGAAAAGUGGCUAGAAGAUUACAACGCCAAACGAAGGAUUGAUCAGUUGGAGGCAAUAAAACCAGCCAUAUUCGAAAUCACCAUGACUAAAAUCGAGAAGGAAUGGUAUGCCCUAGAAAAGAAGAUCCCGAAGCCAAACCCCAAGCCACCUCAAACACAACGCCCGCGCUCAAGCUCUGCUGCUGCUGUCAAUGGCGAGCCCAUCGGAGCCGGUGAAGAACAAGACAGUAAAUGUGCUGUUUGCGACGAUGGGGACUGUGAAAAUUCCAAUGCCAUCGUAUUCUGUGAUGGAUGCGAUCUUGCUGUCCAUCAGGAGUGUUAUGGCGUUCCGUAUAUUCCAGAAGGCCAAUGGCUCUGUCGCAAAUGCCAGCUGAUUGGAAGAGGGUCACCGAAUUGUAUUUUUUGUCCAAAUACAGAAGGCGCAUUCAAACAAACAAACACGUCAAAAUGGUCACAUUUGCUCUGUGCUAUCUGGAUCCCAGAGGUUGGUAUUGGUAACCAGUCCCUCAUGGAACCAGUCACGGACGUUGAAAAAGUACCCAAAAGCCGAUGGAAGCUCCAGUGUUAUAUAUGCAAACAGCGAAUGGGUGCGUCAAUUCAGUGCAGUAACAAAAACUGUUUUGUGGCCUUCCAUGUCACCUGCGCAAGGCGAUCUCAGCUGUAUUUGAAGAUGAAGACUGGCCAUGGGAAUUCAGCAAUCAUGGAUUCUCACAUGCUAAAAGCUUUUUGCCAUAAGCAUGUCCCCCCUGAUUGGCGAAAGGAACAUGGAACUGAUAUCGCAUAUGCUGAAGCAGUUGAAUAUUACAAGAAUACAAUGCAUGGGAAAAGAUGGGGCGACAGUCAAGCCGCUGCUCUCGCUCUCGGCCCGUCACAGCCGGAUGGAAGCGAGGCCCCAGAAGGCCGUGGACAUCAGAGUCCCAGCAUACACUUGACGUUCAAUGCGGGUAACAACAAACGAAAACGCACUACCCCUCAGAAACCUGCGUGGAGGCUAGCAUCAGGGGCACCUGUCAUUCCACAGACAGUACUGAAUUCAGUCGUAGCUUCAUUGCAACGUUUUUCCGUGCGCCAACGAAAACAAUAUGCAGAGGAUGCUUGUAAGUACUGGACUUUGAAGCGGGAAGCUCGCCGGGGAGCUGCCUUGUUAAAGCGUCUCCAGCUUCAGCUGGAGACAUUUUCUUCUAUGGAGAUGACCAGGCGUAAUUUUGCUGGCAUGGGUCCCAUUGGCCUCUCCCGUCUUCAGCGCCGUAUUGAUUUUGCAGAGCGACUGUCUUCAGAUGUGGAAAGAGUUCGCACACUAUGCAAUGAUGUGAAACGACGCGAGAGCGCCAAGCUCGAAGACGCCGAAACGCUCCGUGACAUCGUCGAUACUGUCUACUUUCCCAUACCUCCUUUAUUAUGGCCGAUCUUCGAGAAGAUUCAAGCUCUUGAUCCCAAAGGUGUUUUUCAUUCAAAACUACAAGCCGUGCGUGCCCGCUUGGAAGCACGGUUUUACACCACCGUGGCCAUAUUCUCGGCUGAUUUAGCCCAUAUAUUUACCACCGAGAUUGGAGCGCAGCCAGCUGAAGACACAGCAGAGCUUCAGGUACAGAUGAGUGGCCGAGCAACAGAGCUUUCGCUUGAACAGCGUGAGAAAAGGAAACUAGCAAAGAGAAUAAUAAAAUCCAUCCAGCCUUUUCUCGAGGAUGCUAUUCGCAAGGAGACCGAACUUAGUGGCUUGCCUUUCGAGAAAGAGCUCAAAGAGCUUGAUGCCAUAUUCGAGAGCGGUAUUCUGUCACGGAGAACAUCUGUUGUCGAAACUGCCGACGCUUCAUCUGUUCAUGGUGUGGUGACGAAUGGCCUACUCGAAGCCGAAGCCGACGACCAUUCAAAGACCAUAGAAACAGAAAUGGCAGAACAUAUGUCAGUGACUGAAGCGAACGGAGUUACUGAAAUACCAGCUAGUGAUAGUAACGGUCGAAACGUAAAGGAAAAUAUUAUCACAGCACCUUCCAGUGAACAGGCAGCGGAUGAGCCGAUCGGCGCUUCAGAGAUCGCUGUCCAAGACACGGUCGGUGGCAUGGACAGAAAGGAGGAUGAUGGCAUCGUCUCUCAAUCCGAUGGUCAUGCUGUUAUGGCACCCACACGUGGCCCACUGACACCGCCGCUUAGCUCUCAGGGUGACCAACAACAAGGGCCACUUGCUCAGGGAGGUAUACAAUGGUAUAUGCAGCCUUUCGACCCAAUUGGAACUACUAUACAUGAAGAACGAUGGACUGGUCGUGAUGUGAUGCGGUGUAUGAGUGAGGAACUAAGUGAACUGGAUGAAGAGGAGCUAGAUGGUUUGAUAAGCAAUGAAGAAAAAGAUGGGGUAAAUCAGUCGAAUGGGGAUUCGAAUAAAGCCAAUGGCGCAGCACCUGAACCCGUCAAGGUUCAUCGAACACGACGGCGUUGGCGGGUGUUCAAAUAG
This is a messenger RNA of Talaromyces atroroseus, 3438 nucleotides long. RefSeq lists its product as hypothetical. Bases 1 to 3438 code for a protein of 1145 amino acids. NCBI's taxonomy places the organism in Eukaryota, Fungi, Ascomycota, Eurotiomycetes, Eurotiales, Trichocomaceae. Gene Ontology annotation, biological process: regulation of transcription by RNA polymerase II. The transcript has 2 exons. The record is from RefSeq and is a predicted model, not a curated record.